This is a messenger RNA of Yamadazyma jaroonii, 720 nucleotides long. The record is from the annotation of a GenBank genome assembly. NCBI's taxonomy places the organism in Eukaryota, Fungi, Ascomycota, Pichiomycetes, Serinales, Debaryomycetaceae.
AUGUACGAUACUGAAAAAGUUGUCAUUUGGAAGGUUGUAGUAAGAUCUUUUGGUCUUGGGAUAGUAUUGGCUAUUUGUAGUAAUUGUUUACUUCUCGGUUAUGAUAUUAAAUUGUCAUUAUAUGGAAUAUCACUAGUUAUAUUCCACCUCCUUGAAUUCUUGAUCACUGCUAUAUGUAACAGUUCCCAGUUGGAAGAUGACUCGUUCAUCCUUCAUGACUAUCAAUUGCUACUUGUAAAUGUUGUCAGUGCUUUGGAAUACGUUGUUUAUAAAUAUUUUGGCUUUGAACUGAAUUGGAGACAACUUUUCGCUGGAUCAGUCUUGGUAAUAGUAGGUCAAGUAUGUAGAAGUAUGGCGAUGAUCACAGCAGGUGAAUCAUUCAAUCAUUACAUCCAACGUUCUAAGAAUGAAACCCAUGUCUUGGUGACUGAUGGAAUUUACCUGGUGUCUCGUCAUCCUAGUUAUUUUGGAUUCUUUUGGUGGUUUAUUGGUUUACGGAUCUUUUUAGGUUCUUGGAUCACUCUUGGUUUCGGAGGUUACCAGAUUUGGAAUUUUUUUAACCAAAGGAUUAAAUUUGAAGAAGGAUUACUUAUGAAGUUCUUCAGUGAUUAUGGAGAUUACAGAAAGAAGGUAUCUAUCGGUAUACCUUUCAUUUACCCUGAAGAAAUAGAGGAAGAUGAAGAAGACGAGAAAGAAGAAGAAACUAAUAAAGAUAAGUAA